ACAUGUUCAUUGUGGGUCUUUUUUUUCCAGUGAACUGUAUAGUAGUUGCUGGUGCUUAAACAAGAUUCGGUUGAAAGCAAUAGAUUCUCACUUUCUGCACAACUGGAAAAGGUCUCUUCCGUCGGACGAUUUUCACUGCUGACGAGUACAGUAAGACAAGGUGAAUCAUGAAUGGCUUCAGUACAGAGGAGGACAGCCACGAUGGGCCGUUAACUACUUCUUUCUACGGCCAGAGCUGUUGCCUGAUUGAGGAUGGGGAGCGCUGCAGCCGCUCUGCCGGUAACGCGUCCUUCAGCAAACGGAUUCAGAAAAGCAUAUCGCAGAAGAAGCUGAAGCUAGACAUCGACAAGAGCGUCAGACAUCUGUACAUCUGUGAUUUCCAUAAAAAUUUCAUACAAAGUGUCCGAAACAAAAGGAAGAGGAAAACCAGCGAUGAUGGUGGGGAGUCUCCAGACCAUGAUGUUGAAGUUCCAGAGGUGGAUUUAUUUCAGCUACAAGUGAACACACUUAGACGCUACAAAAGACAUUACAAAUUACAGACCAGACCUGGCCUAAACAAAGCCCAGCUUGCAGAGACUGUUAGUCGUCACUUCAGGAAUAUUCCAGUAAACGAGAAGGAAACGCUGACCUAUUUUAUUUAUAUGGUGAAGAACAACAAAAGUCGACUUGAUCAGAAAUCGGAAAGCAGUAAGCAGCUUGAUUAAGCCUGGACUUUAAUAUUAAACUUUGUGGACGAACCGAAGGAAGUUUGUGGAGCAUGGUGUUUCGAUUUGCCACUUGUGCAACUCUCUUUGACUCCAAAAGCAUAGCUAUAAUAUCGUGACGCACAUGCCUAAAUGUUAAUAUAUAAUGUAUGUUUACCUGUAAAUGAUGUAAAACCAUUUGCUUUGAGAAUUUUUGCAGUAUAGAAUGGUUAAGCUGGCUGCCGGAUUGCAACAAAAAAGUUUACAUUAUACGUAUGUGUAAUAAAAUACGUUGUGUGCGUUUUGAAUUGUGCCAAACUAAACUGCAACAGAGAAGUUCCUAAAAAGAAGACUAGUGGGAUAAAAUGACACAUGCUAUCAGACCAAAUGGAUUUACAUUUGAACAUCCGGAUUUGGGGUAAACUUUCAUUAUGAAUUUGUGACAGAGGGCAGUUAAAGGAUGUUUAAAAUGACCAGACGGAGGUGUUUGAUUACCGUAUGGCGUUUUCUUUAAUACACACUAAAGCAACUCCCACAUGCAUUCAUAUUACUUGCAUCUUUUAAAAAGCUGAGAAACAUCUGCAAACACACCAAAAGUGUAUCCAUUGUUAGCAUCAAUUUGAUUGUGUUGUUUUUCUGCUACAUUCGCGUGCAUCUAAAUAUGCGGUUUCAGCAAAAUUUGGUGAAGAUGUAUUUUUUUUUUCUCUCUCUAAAGUAGAGUGCAGGACAUGUGGCUUUGUCAGCCAUCCCAUCAUUCCUGCAGUGCCUUUUGGCAGUUGACCGACUCCAGCUACUUUUCUUAAUGACAUAAAGUGAAUGUAAAGGAAUUCUUAUCCUUAGUUUACAAUUGGCAGUAUCCUAAGAGUGAUGCUUCUGAAGGCACAAAUAUCUUAAAUCAGUCCCUUAAACAAUAGCGUUAUUCACAAACAUCAUCGUUCAUGUAUUUGUACAAAUACCAGUUGCAAUUUGGUGGCUGUUGAGCAAUAAAAAUAAUUUAUUUCAGUUGGCCUGUACUGUAGAAAUUGAAAAAGAUCAAGGGGCGCUUACAGUUUCUUUAUUGGCAAUACAAAUAAAUGUGAAGAUGUCCUGUUAUAGAGGGUAUAUUUUGUGCUCUUUUUCACUGUCGGGGCCCUAGCUAUUGCACUUACAUUCUCUGUUUUUAUGUUGUAACAUCCCGUCACUGCACUUUUCGAUUUGUCUGACCCUGGUGAACGUGUACCGACCCGUCCUCACCGAGCUCAAAAGGCUUUUGAAGGAUAAAGCACCAUGUUAGUAAGUGGGUUUACUGUGUAUAUGUGUAUAGAAAGUGCACUUGCAAACACCAAAAUGUUUUUUCAAGCGCCAUUUUAAACUACAACUCGUAUUUCACUACUCCAGGAAUUUGUGAUACCGGGAAAACCUCAAAAAAGGCAACUUCCAAUUUAAAAUGACAUUUAACAAUGAAUUAUACUAGGCAUACAUUUGCACACGUUUUCAACAAAGCCUUUUAAACUGUCAAAUGCAGGAAAUGCUGGAGUACAAGUUGUGACCUCUGUACUUGUUUCCUUGAGCCUCCAUAGUGUUAAUAUGCCUCAUAGUUGGUAAAGUAAAAAGAAAUAAAAAAAAAUAUUUAUAUAUAUCUCUAUUUUUACAUGUUAGGAGUUGCAAACUCCCUUUUGAAUGUUUUAUACUGUGAUAUUUUUCGGUAUUAUUACAUGAAUGAGGUUUCUUAAAGAAACCAGUUGACAUCAUGUCUGCUGUCAGAUUUGAAUAAAACUCUUUUUAAUGCAUUGGUUGAAAAAUUGGAAAGGCUGAAAAGGACCUUGAAUACAACAUAAUUAGGAGUGCUCUACAAUGACAGAUCUGCCCUUUAAAUAUAAAUAAUAUGUAGACAGGAAAGGCUCUAAACUAGUGCUGUCAACAAUUUUCUAAAAUUACGUGGAUAUAUGUACUGUAAUGUGAAGUAUUUGGUUUUAAUUAAAAGAAACCCUUUUCAAACAUUUUUCUUCUGCAACAUUUUAUUCAUGUAAUUGAAUUCAUUUUUCAAUAAGUGUUUAAUGUCGGGGUUUGUUUAACUUGCCUGCAGAGAAAGAUACUUUCUGUAAAUGGGUGUUUUUGUUCAGAAAAAACGUAUUUCCUUAAAGAGUUUUGGUUCUCAUACCGGGACACCGUUUGAGGCAUGUUCUCACAGAGAAGGUGUCCCCGUUUUGUAGAUACUUCACCUCACAAAAUUCACCUCAAAUGGGUUGUUUUCAUUAGUGUGCAGUAAUGCCACCAUUGCUCCCUUAUACAUAUGUAUAAUAUUACAGAAAUGCUAGUUAGCGCACUGUAGCUUUUACUUUGGCUAAUGUGUUAAGUGCUGCAACUUUAUUCCACAGUACACUGUGCUGUCCGAAGAUUUUUGUAUACCAUAUGUAGAUAUACCGUACAUAUGUACAAAUGGCUGCUUUUUUUGCUUUUAAUAAAUGUUUUGUGAGUAGUACAA
This is a messenger RNA of Erpetoichthys calabaricus (reedfish), 3147 nucleotides long. Its product is annotated as sap30-like. Gene Ontology annotation, biological process: regulation of DNA-templated transcription. Gene Ontology annotation, cellular component: histone deacetylase complex. Lineage: Eukaryota; Metazoa; Chordata; Cladistia; Polypteriformes; Polypteridae. Gene Ontology annotation, molecular function: transcription coregulator activity; protein binding. Bases 168 to 704 code for a protein of 178 amino acids. The record is from RefSeq and is a predicted model, not a curated record. The transcript has 5 exons.